Phyllostomus discolor (pale spear-nosed bat) is the source of this 2407-nucleotide messenger RNA. It is a transcript of the gene DCPH1, whose product is annotated as acidic residue methyltransferase 1. Lineage: Eukaryota; Metazoa; Chordata; Mammalia; Chiroptera; Phyllostomidae. Gene Ontology annotation, molecular function: phosphatase activity. Bases 127 to 1455 code for a protein of 442 amino acids. Gene Ontology annotation, biological process: DNA damage response. The record is from RefSeq and is a predicted model, not a curated record. The transcript has 5 exons. Gene Ontology annotation, cellular component: cytoplasm; nucleus.
UUCAAAAGCAUUUUUUUUUUUUUGAGCACUGGAGCCCGCCUGCCUCAGCUCCUCCCCCGCGGCCGCACCGCCUCUUGUCCUGCGGCGGGGGAGAUCCGAGCGUUGGCGCGGGGAACCGGGAAGGUGAUGAUGGCGGGGCUGCCGGCGUCUCUCUCCGGACAGGACGUAGGAUCAUUUGCAUAUCUUACAAUUAAAGACCGAAUACCACAGAUCUUAACCAAGGCUAUUGAUACAUUGCAUCGACAUAAAAGUGAAAUUUUUGAGAAACAUGGAGAGAAAGGCAUGGAAGCGGAAAAGAAAGCUAUUUCUCUUCUUUCUAAAUUGCGGAAUGAAUUACAAACAGAUAAGCCAAUUACCCCCUUGGUUGAGAAGUUUGCUGAUACUGACAUAUGGAAUCAGUACCUAGAAUAUCAACAGAGUCUUUUAAAUGAAAGUGAUGGAAAACCAAGGUGGUUCCACUCACCGUGGCUAUUUGUGGAAUGCUACCUGUAUCGUAGAAUUCAUGAAGCAGUUAUCCAGAGUCCACCAAUCGAUGACUUUGAUGUGUUCAGAGAAUCAAAAGAGCAAAACUUCUUUGAGUCACAGGAACCUAUCAUGGCUUUAUGUAUUCACCUGCAAGAGUUAAAGAAAACUAUUGAAGACCUAGGUGAAAAUCAGCUGAAAAAUGAGUUUUUUAAACUUCUUCAGAUUUCCCUGUGGGGAAACAAGUGUGACCUGUCUCUGUCAGGCGGGGAGACCAGUUCUCAGAAGGUCAACAUCAUGAAUUCUUUGGAAGGCCUGAAACCUCUUAUUUUAGUGAAUGACACGGAACGACUUUGGUCAUUACUUAGCAGUCGCAAGAAAACGAGAGAAGAUGUACCUAUUACUAGAGUGGAUAUUGUUCUGGAUAAUUCUGGCUUUGAACUUGUUACAGAUUUAAUACUAGCCGAUUUCUUGUUGUCUUCUAAACUGGCCACCGAGGUCCACUUUUAUGGAAAAACAAUCCCGUGGUUUGUGUCUGAUACUACCAUACAUGAUUUUAACUGGCUGAUCGAGGAAGUGAAACGGUCUGGCCAUAAGGGGGUGUCCGGGUGUGGGGUUGACUGGGAAGGCUACGUGAAAGCGGGCAGGUGGGUCUAUCACGAUCACAUGUUCUGGACGCUGCCUCAUGCGUUCUGUGCGAUGCCUCAGGUUGCUCCUGACUUAUACGCCGAACUGCAGAAGGCACACUUAAUUUUAUUCAAGGGCGAUUUGAAUUACAGGAAGCUGACGGGGGACAGAAAGUGGGAGUUCACAGUUCCGUUCCACCAGGCUCUGAACGGCUUCCAUCCUGCCCCGCUCUGCAGCAUCCGCACGUUAAAGGCUGAAACUCAGGUUGGUCUGCUUCCUGGGCAAGGGGAGCAGCUCACAGUUUCCGAGCCCCACUGGCUGACCACUGGGAAGUACGGAAUUUUUCAGUUUGAUGGUCCGCUCUGACUGGGUUUAGGAACUCGGAGCUGUGCAGAAAGGUCUGACAGGCAGUUUUCCGCCGCAGAGAAGCGGUGUGUGAUCUCAGCCACUUGGAUGCUUUGCGUUAGCCCUGGGGAGCUUGGCUUCUUGGCGCUCAGUCCCGUGCACUGGAUGCCUUUUCCUUUGGACGUUGUGCCCCCUACGUCGUUUUGGAGAUAGAUGGAUUAAGCUAGUUACAGACAUUUACAUUUUUGUUGGAAUCUAAGUAACUUAUUUCAGGUUAAAUGCAUAUUUUCAAGUGGUUUUCAGGAGCAUACUUUUAAUUGGGCAGAAAGCAUAAUAUAAAUGAGCAAGUUAACUUCUUAAAUUAUAAUGGUGCAUGGUAUUUGAUAUCCUGGGAAGCAUGGAAUUUUAUUUAACUUAUUUGGGGCCCUAGAAGCAAGGGCUCUGAGAAUACACAUCUUAAAUACACUUUGUUAGGAGAGAGACGUUUCUUACAACUGUGAUAUUUGAACACAUGAAAGUAAAAAUUACCUCAUAAGUUAAUUGUUAUUUUGUCCUUAAAUUUUAUUUCAAUAGCCUGUGUUAUUUGCUUGCAUUGAGAUUUUGAUUGACCUUUGGCAUGGAUGGUAGGAAACACAACACAACAGAAUGGGAAAACUGGUAUUUGAAGGAAAAUGCAGUUACCUUUUAUAUUCUAUUUGUGAUACCUAUAAUCAACAAAUACAUUAUUUUUAACAGACAAGUGUUUUAAAGGAACAGAUUUUUAGAUUGUUCUGCAGUUUUAAAAAUGCUUUAGAGAGGAAAGAACUUGUGUACUGAAUUUGGAGUCAAUUCAUUUUUUAUAUUCUUACACAUUUAUUGGUGACUGUCAGAUCUUAAAAACAGUGUCUUUCAGCUCAGUUGCUUUUGCAGGUGAAAUUGGAAAAACCUGGGAAUGUUUUCUCACACUAAAAAAAUAAAACGAAUUGUACCGAGA